GCAGCUGGUGAUAAGGGCCUCUCUCCCUUAUCAUUCUGACUCUCUCAGUUUCUACCACCUCUUUCUCCAGCCUGUUUACUUCUGGAUCCUAGAACCUCCGGCUCACUUUCACUCCCUGCCUUGCCAUGGAUCUGAAGAAGUGUACCCGCUAUGUGGGGCUCUCCCUUAUAUCUCUUUCCCUAGUCUGCAUCGUGGCAAAUUCCCUCCUACUGGUGCCUGAUGGGAAGACCUGGAGCAGUGACCAACUCAGCUUGCAUGUCUUGCUCCUGCCUGGCUUCAUCGGCGGGGGAUUGAUGGUGCUGUGGCCGGGAAUCGUAGCAGCUCUGGCAGCGGUUGCACAUCCAGACUGGAUUCCACAUUCCUUCUUGUGCUCGAUCUUCGGAAUGCUUGGUGCCAUCUACUGCCUCUCCGUGUCAGGAGUCGGCCUCAGAAUUGGACCCAAAUGCUUCAUAAACGGCGAGUGGGACUACCACUUCCAAGAACCCGAAGGCGCUUACUUGAAGUACAAUGCUUACUGGAAUUUGUGCGAGGAGCCACUCACAGUGGUGCCCUGGAAUGUGACGCUGCUCUCGUUGCUGGUGGUUGCCUCCUGCCUGGAGAUCGUACUGUGUGGCGUGUACCUGGGCUCUCUGCUCACUGAGCCUCCACUGACUGCCAAGUUAUACCUGCUUUCUCCUGGACCCCUUCCCUGGCCCGCCCACUCCCUGGCUCACUGGAAUAAAAGGGAUGUUUUUCUUUUCCUCUACCUCUCCCCCUCCCUAACCUGGGGGAAUGGGGGUGAGGGGAAGUACUUGUCUGCCGGAGGUUCUAGGAAGUGAAUAUCUCCCAAAUUAACAAGUAAAUCCUAACACACUAUCUGGACUCCUGGGACACCCCCCACCCCAAUCAAGGCACACUUGGAAUGUAGCCCUUUGAAGAGCCUCUUAAAAGCCCUCUGUUUUCCCUGAUGGGCAGUUCAUAGCCUCUGGGACAGGACUCCCCUGUGUUUCUCCUUCACUAGCA
Molecule: messenger RNA, 1002 nt
Organism: Marmota flaviventris (yellow-bellied marmot)
Lineage: Eukaryota; Metazoa; Chordata; Mammalia; Rodentia; Sciuridae
Product: transmembrane 4 L6 family member 5-like
Cellular component (GO): membrane
Source: RefSeq, a predicted model, not a curated record